AUGAAAUAGAAAUUUAUUCCAAUUAUUCAAACCACAAUCGCAUUAUAAGGACAUUAUUCCAUAUGUUAUUGUGAGAAGUGUUUAAUUCAUCAUGGCCCAACUAAGCGUUUCUUGGAGUAAUCACCUGAACAACAUUGGCCAAGGCUUGAGUGCACUACAACAGAACUCUGAAUUUGUUGACAUGACAUUAGCGGCCGAUGGGCAUUUUGUGAAAGUUCACCAACUGGUUAUGGCGAUCAGCAGUCCUUACAUUAAGAACCUGAUAGCUGCUGCCGCAUGCCCACAUCCUGUUAUUUAUCUAAAUAAAAUUUCCCAGUCAACAUUGUGCUCAAUUUUGGAGUAUAUUUACACAGGAGAGGUCACAGUUGCGAUAGAGAAUCUUCGCAAUAUCUUGGAAACAGCUAAAGACCUACAUAUAAAAGGAUUAGAAGAUAUGGAUAUAGCACAACUUCUCUCAGAGAAAUCAGAACAUAUCCAAAACCAGGAUAAACCGAAGAAUUUUUAUCAAGAACCAAAAAAAAUGGAAAGUGUAAAUUACUCGCAGAAUAUGGAAUUAAGUGACGUGGACGCAACGGAUGCACCUCAACCAUUGAUUGUAUCGGUAACCAGUGAAGCUGAAAAUAUCACAGAAGAGGUACCAAAGAAGGCCCAGUUGUAUCAUAAUUUAGGCAAAACCCCACUACAGUACACAGUAUCAAACAGAGGGUCGAUACAGUUAAUAUUCAAUAGAUUUGUAUAUUACCUCAAACAUACGAACAAAGAUAGGACGAGACAGUGGCGGUGUGUGGAAUAUGUCAAUCAUCACAAGUGUCCAGCCUUAAUAGUAACGAAAGAUGAAGUAGUCACAAAAAGAAUAUCGGCUCAUUCACAUCCAUUUCACGAUAAGCGUAUCCUAAAGAAGGUAAGAUCUGGAACAGUUUUUUCGACCCUCAAUGAAGCAGAGUCGACAGUUUCGAGUGAAAAAGUAAUGAAUAAAACAUGUGAAUAA
This is a messenger RNA of Aricia agestis (brown argus), 988 nucleotides long. RefSeq names its product modifier of mdg4-like. The record is from RefSeq and is a predicted model, not a curated record. Gene Ontology annotation, biological process: regulation of transcription by RNA polymerase II. The transcript is spliced from 7 exons. Bases 92 to 988 code for a protein of 298 amino acids. Gene Ontology annotation, cellular component: nucleus. Gene Ontology annotation, molecular function: protein binding. Lineage: Eukaryota; Metazoa; Arthropoda; Insecta; Lepidoptera; Lycaenidae.